Molecule: messenger RNA, 6328 nt
Organism: Cynoglossus semilaevis (tongue sole)
Lineage: Eukaryota; Metazoa; Chordata; Actinopteri; Pleuronectiformes; Cynoglossidae
Product: mucin-12
Exons: 5
Coding region: 169-5622 (1817 amino acids)
Source: RefSeq, a predicted model, not a curated record
UGGUCUCACCUUUGUGACUGCAGGUGUUACACGUUAACCUUCAACCCGGGCGCUGGUAUGUGUGCACUUUCACUGUUCACUGUUCUGUGAAUGUGGCUUCCCCUCGCCACAUUUUUCGAAUGUUUGGCCGUGCCAGUGUGCACCGCUCACUGAACCGGUUCAUGUAGGAUGUCAACAAGUGACGCAGGAGCAGAGCCGCAGCUGAGGGCUGCUCCGCCUGCGCUCCGCACUACACCGCCAGCACCGACCGCGGCUGCACGAGCACAGCAAGAUGAAAAAGUUGGUGAAAAGUUCCAACAACAAAGUCAUGAAUCUUCAUCAGUUCAGGUCCAUCACUGGUCAGUCCUCAGACGGUAUAGAUCACAAAGAGCAUUAAUUCCCCCUGCUUACAGAAAGGGCUCAGGGGUCCACUACCGUAACCCCGGGGAACCCAGAUAUACCUCCUCUCUUUUCCUAGAAGUUUAUAAGAAUCGAAGCUUUGACAGAGCAAACCAAAGACUCAAAUCGAAGCCUGACUCCUGUCCUGGCAGUUCUACUGAACCACUGAGGGCUAGGACUGAACUCAUCUGUGGUCAGGUUAACAAAAGAACAUCUCAAGCAGAAGAAGUCGCCCGUGACAACCCACAGUUCCACGGGAAAGAGGACAUUGUCACAGCACGUUGCAGUGAACUGGAGAACUCUGCACACCUGAAUGUAAAGCACACGUCGUCGAAUGAUGACUUUGGAGGACAUGAGCGUAAUGGGUCGCACAUAUUUCCAUAUGAGACCCAAACAAGAAGGACUUUUGUGGAGCUGAGGAGAAACAUAAGAGACAAUCUAAAGGCUGACAACCACAAGGAGGUAGUAGUGUCCAACCCAAAUGAGACCAUGCUGUCUUCCACUAUGGUUUCAGUCCUUGCUCCGCACUGGAGUGGCCGAAUAAGAAGAAGUAAAAGGUAUGAGGGACCUGGAGAUUCAGAGUCCCAGGGGGCUUUCCAGGACAUGACCAACAUUUCAGGAAACCCACGUGGUCUGGAGAGGUCGCUCACAGCUGGAGCACUAACCCAACAAAGAGCAGCAUUCAUGGGUGUAAGGAGGAAUACAGUGGACUGGUCAAGUAAUAGUGACUCUGCAAGAUUAGACCGUGACCCAAAAAGAAAAGCAAUCCAGACUGUUCCUCUGGAAGUAAACUCUGGAAGAAUGGACAACAGGAAUUUAAAUCCGGGUGCUUUAAGCCCUGUCGCUACUAACAGAUCUCUACAUUUGUCCUCGUCUCUCGUCAAUCUGAAAGAACAACCAAAAACUCCACAGAGCAGAAGUCAAGGAGUGCACACGGCCUUGAGCUCCAAACCCACCACCAGCAGCCUGCUUCUUUCUCUUAGAAGAAUGAACUCUAGUGGCCGGAAUUCAAACAUAGCCUCGAGCUUUUCAGAAGAAAGCAAGACUUCAAGAGAUCAACAAGGGCAUUUGCUAACAGCACCGCAUUCUCAAAACAACAAUGACAAGGAAAGAGCAAAGUCUUUCAGUGCAGCUUCAGCAGGGCCCGUCAUGUCUCCACACAACAUGUCUGAACCUAACGUCUUUUCAGCAUCCCUAUUAAAGAAAGACACAGUGGACAAACCCUCUGUCCAACAACCACAAGCAUGUUCUAAACAUGUAUCUUUGACUGGUGCACCCUCAGUGAGACAGCAGAACUGCAGCGGUUUAGACAAAACGCCUCACAUAUAUCCAGAGAGGUCGCUGUCCUCGCUCAGACAUUCUCCGUAUGAUCCCUCUGCCCUCCUGAAAAGUCACGCCCUUCCUCAAAGGACCACGCUGACAACUACUUCCUGGUGGAAGCAGGUUACUCAGGAAAGCAUUUCCCCUCUGACUCCUAACAGUCCGCCGAACAUCAAAGCCCAGGAGACCACACCCUCAUUUGACUUGUCCAUGCCAGUUCCAGCCGACAACAGAUUCAGAAGUCAGAUUCCCCAAAAUGCAGACCACAAUAACAAAGACGAGUCAGUUUGCACAGGUAACAUGAAACUUAUGAAGGAGACGCAGGGAGGAACUCUCAGCCUCAAACAAAGAAAUGACUGGGAUUCACCGGUGCAGACAAUAGACAGGCUAUCAAAACAAUAUGGUUCCAGUAUGAAUAACAGAGAACCACAAAACCCUCAUAUUGUGGACAGUGUUACGUCUAGGUUUAAAAUUAGCGGCGAUGCAGCACAAACAACACUGAGUCAACCUAAAGAUUUCUGCAAGAAAGCUGUGAGUAAUGGAUUAUCUACAGUAACUGCAGCUGAAUCACAUCCUACUCUACAAAAUAUAAGUCCAGCUACACCCACUCACAGCAGCAGCAAAUACACUGGUAAUCAGUGUCCGUCCAAAACCAACAUGGGCCUCAAAUCUGCUCACAUAUAUUCUGACAUGCAUCCCAAACACUCCUUUUCGUCCAGCUUUUCUCUCAAUGAUCAAACUUCUACUUCUAAAACUACCGCCCCAAUCACCAAACCUACUCCUCUUUUUCAUUCUCAUCAGCUUUCCUCUAAGGCCAACAUUCACACUCCAUCCUCCCAAAUGUCCAAAUUCACCCACACCACAAACGCCACACCACUUGGUUUUGAACGAAGCUACGCCUCCUUCCCUAAGCCUUUGCCUUCCAAAUCAGUGUCCAGCCUCAUUCACACAGUUGGGCCUGCUUCCAAAACAACUUACAGUCCUGUGCCAACUGCAUCCGUCAACUCCUCUUCCACAGGGAGCCGUCCAACAAUCACAACCGUUCCAAGCCUCUCCCUUCUCACUCCGCCUGCCACUCCUGUCUUUUCCACUUCUCCAACCACUACCACACCUUCCUCUUUCCCAACUCCGCCUGCUACACCUGUUAACAAGAGCCCCAGCUGUUUGAAAUCGUCCAGCCCCAAGGAACGGACAAUGUUUUUGGACAGUCCAGAUGGAGACUCAAAGUCAAGGUCAGAGGGAAAGAAAGUUAGACGAGUAACAUGGGAUGACUCGGUGGAUAUACAGAGUCCCUCAGAGCCUAUCACAGCAGAGAAGCCAGAUUCAGUUAAUCCAGUCUCACCAAGUCCUCUAUCUGCAUCCAGCUGCCCCCGCAAUGUCAGAGCCCCGUCCAUUUUUAACUUUCUGCGAUCAAGCAGUGAAACCACGAACACAGCGCCUCUGUGCCCCGCUGCCCCUAAAACCACCAGCAUACAAGUAGAGAAAGGAUGCAAGUUCCGAUCGAUGUCAUCAGACUGUGCCGACUCAAUAUCAAAAGAAGAAGGUUGGAAACGGGAGCCUGGUGAGCGAAUGAUCUCCGACCCUAUAAGGCAGGACCUGACUGCAAAUCAAAGGGAGAGAAAACCAUGCUUUGAGUCUGACUCUGUCCAGUGCCAUUCCUCCACGUCUCUCUCCCUCCCUCCUGAUUUCUCCAGUGGAUACAGGCUCCGUUACAGCUCCCCACCGUACUCCACUCUCAUGUCGAGCAGAUCAACACAGGAAGAGCCGAAGACAAAAACAAUCAGAUCGUCACUCUUUAAACAAACAUCUCAGUCAACUUAUCCCUCAGAGCUUUCCUUACGUCCUAAUCCGAGUCCACCAUCAGAGUUUCCACUGAGCACGCCCCAGACCUUGUCUUUGCCUCCCCAGAACCAAACACCACCUUCUCAUCAAACUUCUAAAUUCCUGGUUUCAGAAACCGAUUCUCCCAAAAAUCACAGCACGGUCAUUGCUUCAGUUCACCAGAGCGGUCAGGUGUUACUUGUAAACAACAGGGUCGAUGUUAGUUCUGCGUGUUCACAGGGCGGUAAAGUAGAUAACUCUUCAACAUGUGUAACUGAAACGUUGGUGUACAGCAUUAAAACAAAAGCAAAUACAGCAAUACCUGUGCCAAAGGACACCACACCUAAGCCUGAGAAACAUACUGCAAACACAGAGGAGAACAGGCUGGGUCAACAGUCACAUACAUCAGAGAUCAAGGAAGUGUCAGAUGAACCACGUAGCUACUCUAACCAGAGCUCCAGCUCAGCUGGAAGUCAGUCACAUGGUGAUGAAAGCUGCAACAAAGUGAUGAAGGACAGUUUGCUUAGCAGGAGCAGGUUCUUUUCUGUAGAGGGCAACAAUGAACAAAGUCCAAAAAGGAGCCGCUUUGCACUGAAGAAAAGUGUGAGCACACCAAACUCUAGUUUGUCAAGGUCAGACUCUGAGAAAAGCAGCAAAGGAAACAAAAAAAUGGACCAGGUCCUGAACAAACUGAGACAAACAUUCAGCCCCAGGCGUUCAGAUGACGAUUUGUUGUUUCCUUGGAAAUCAAGGCGGUCUUCACAAACGCCCUCUGUCAGUGGGUCAAGUGACGUUAGCACUGUCAGCGAUGUCCCUUCUGACAGCACUAAAAUGUUAGAGGAGCAAACACAGAAAGGAAAACUGUUGGUGAAGGACAAAGUUAAGGUCGGUGAGGAUCAAAACAAAUACAUCAUUGUACCACCACCAGGGGGAGAUAAGUUCUCAGUUUGGACAGAAAAAACAACUCCUGACACUGACCAAGACGCAAAGAACAAUUGUCCUGGGCAUAAAUCAGAAAGUGGAGGCCCAGUUCAUGCCACAGAAUCCAGCCCAACACUUUAUCAGUGUGAUUUGUACAAAGAUAAUAAGACAGAUAACAAGUCCAGCAACCAGUAUCCAACAAGUAGAGAUCCCAGUCCUAGCAGGAUCCCAAACCCAUCAGGUGGUUAUCCCACCCAGUUAAGGAAGUCCACGUCCAGCCCAAAAAGUCCAUUCUCUCCCUUUUCCUCUCUGGCCCCCAUUUCCCCUUUUCCCUCACCUGAAGUAACAGAUGACAAUGUUUUCUACAGCCCAAAGCUGCAGCGUCGUAGAGACUCCUCCUCACCAUGUGAGCCAGGAGAAGGAUUGAGUUUAGGGACCUGUAGGAGUCGAGCAUCCACAGCUCCUCCAACUGGAGGAAUGGGCCAAGACAUGGAGCACUCACCAACGUCCUACGCAGACCUAAAGUAUGGCAUUGUGCCCGGAAGGUCGUUUUCCGUCAGCUCAGUGCUGUCCAGUCGACCCUCAGGUCCUGGACGCAUCUCCACAGGAGCCAGAGUCAUGAGUGUCGGAGACCUCCCCAAGUCGUCUUUGACUCGUGCCUGUUAUAGUGAGGACUGGGAUGAAACCGACUGGUUCACAGGGAAUAAUGGUCAGCCCUCGAAUGAAUCAGGUUUUCCCUGUAGUUCUGGCAAAAUCCGAUCAAGGUCUCUACCGCGAUCAUUGACAAAGUGCUUGGCAAACUGGAAUUCAGACGUCUUCGAUCCUCACCUUGCACCCACCCCGGCUUCAAAGUCAGACGCCCACUGUAGUUCUAAUGUUAACAUAUGUCACUUCGACUGGGAUGCGGAGGGCCCCCCAACUCCUCCUCCGACCCCUCCCUUGUCACCAGUGUCAAGACGCAUGUCUACAGCUCCCAGCAAAUCCUCCCCUACCUUUCCGAGCCCACCGGGAGCACCACAGUCUCUAGAGAGCCAGCCGUCCAGAGGGCAUCUGCCCUCCAGAGGCUACGUGUCCAGCCUCAGUACCUUCGAAGAGUCUUCAGACAGCUGCUCGGACACGACCACAGACGAUGAAUAUUACUUAGAAGCGGGUGACGGCGACGACAAAGAGACAGAGUUGUAAAAUCGGGAAAACAAUCGGGCGCUCCUGGCUUACGUUAUCCUGCUUUUGUUUAUGUUCAAAAAGGUAAAUCGACCUCCUCUGGACUUUUAUUUUGUCGUAGUGGGGACUAGCACUGUCACUUUUUCCAAGAUUCGAGUUUCAGACCAAAAUAACAGGACAAAACUGAACAGAAGUGAAUAUAACAAUCUGACCAAAUGCUGCUUUUUCAUAUUAUUUGAUUUUGUAUUUAUCCACCCUGGGAGCGAGGCUCGUAUGUAUACUCUGUGUAAACCAGACAGCUCUCGUGGUGAACCAAGGUUAUCGCUAACCUGCAUGAUCUACUUUUCCUACUUGGUGGAUGCUACAGUAUGAACAACCCAGAAUGAUGUUAUCAACACCUGUUUUAAGCAUGUACAGUGUAUAGAUGAACCGUCAGUGUAUUGUCAGUGAUGUAUUUAGUGAGGGACUUGUUGUAAUAAUCAACCUUAUGUAUAGGGUGUUCUCUUUACCACUGCAUUUCAUUCUGCUAAGAAUAUAUUUAAUCACCAGUCUCCUGCGUUGAAGAUUUAAAUAACGAGUUAUAAUAAUAAUAAGUUUUGCAGUGUGGCAUGUACAAGAGAAAUGUUAUUAUCUGUGCUUGAUGCAACCCCUGCUCCUAUUUGCACAUUGACGAUCUAAAGUCCUAAUAUAUGUAUUUUAUAAAUAAAUGUAACGUUCUCAUCAGUUA